Messenger RNA from Bemisia tabaci, 6056 nucleotides. RefSeq lists its product as uncharacterized. Gene Ontology annotation, biological process: signal transduction. The record is from RefSeq and is a predicted model, not a curated record. NCBI's taxonomy places the organism in Eukaryota, Metazoa, Arthropoda, Insecta, Hemiptera, Aleyrodidae. Gene Ontology annotation, molecular function: GTPase activator activity.
AUUCAAAAUUUCAAAACCUUCGAAAGUCCAAAAUCUGCUCAUUUUCAGGCUGGAAAGCUCUCAGGAAUGUUCCUUACUGAAAUUUUUUUCACCAUUCAAUUCUAAGAAACGUAAUGUGAUGUAGUGAUAAAUGACAUUCUCAAAUAUUUAGAUACCUCGAUUGCUUUGUGUUCAUUUUGUUUUGUGUGUUCAGAAGUCGAGUCAGUUGUCAUGAAGUCAAACAUGUGCUUGUGUAUGACUAUAGCUGUAGUAUUUUCGCCUCAAAAACAUUAUCACUAAGUUAAAGUGAGCCUCCUUAUUACUCUUUUCUCUUUCUAUCUGUGAUAAAACAUUCAAUCAUGUACAUUCAACAGGAUUGCUACUCUGAUGAGCUCCGCGAGGAAGUACAUUACACACUGAAGGUCUUGGGUGUCGUCAAAAGCUCCUUAAAGAAGCUCAACUCCAAAUCAAACCUAACAACUGUCUCCAAAAAAAUUUUCAACACGCCCAUCUCUCACCUGGAUAGACAACCUGUUCUUUUGCGUCACAGUGGUGCGAUAGUGCACAUUCCAUCAUUUCUUAUCAAUGCCUGCAAUCAUUUACGCUCUGACUUGACUGUUGAAGGAAUCUUCAGAAAAGCUGGGUCUACCAUUCGUCAGAAAGAAAUAAAGACACGACUAGAAAAUGGUGGAGGUCUCAUGGCAGAUGAUCAUGUCAUCGAUGUUGCCAAUGUAUUGAAGUAUUUUCUAAGGGAACUCCCUGAACCACUCAUUCCGUACAGUCUUCAUGAAACACUCCUCAAGUGCCUCUAUUUAAAAGGCAGAGAAGACGAUGCAGUUCUUUUGACUUGUCUCCUUCUGCCAGCUGAACAUUUGGAUUGCUUAACGUAUCUGAUAGAAUUUCUUAGUGAGGUGAUUGCAUUGAAAGAUUGCAACAAAAUGGGUUCUUAUAACCUAGCCGUUGUUUUUGCACCAAGCAUCAUGCCAAUCAAAAAUAAUAGCUCUCAAGUGCUCUUAAACCAAAACACCACCAACCAUACAAAAAUUUGCAAGAUUCUUUUGGAAAAUGCCUGCCUCCUUGGAUCGGUGCCAGAUUUUAUUUGCGAAAAACUUUCACUGGACACGCAGAGUAAUCAUCGCAGAAGGAGGAACAGUGGCUCCAUCACAAGAAUGUUCAGUGGUUUCAAAAAAAUGGUCGGUAAAGUUAGUUCAGGCGCCUCAGAUUCUAAUCUCAAUUCCAAGUGCAACGUUCCGGUCACUCCCUCUAGCAACGCAAAUCACGCAGUGCCUGUUCUCUCAGCAAAGAAACGCAAAGUUCUAGAUACAUCAACACCAUUCUCUCUGAAGAAAAGGCGAGAGGUGCUCCGUUGCUUACCAGAGGAAUCGCUCCUUCCGAAGUCACCUAUGGUUCCUAAAUGUCUUUCUAGUCGUCUAAAAAUUGCCGAAUCUCGAUCUUCAAACAAUAAAAGUUCAGAUAGUGAAGACAUUCUUCGUGACUGCGCGACUGGCUCAAGGGAUAACUUAUUCAUGCAUAAUGAAAAUCCAACGCAUACGAGCAAAGACCACCAUCAGGAAGCUAUUCGUGGAUCUCAUUCAGCUCUCUCAAGGUUUAGCGAUUAUUCUCGCAGGAAACUGAAAGCUGCCAAACAACUGAGUAAAAGUUCAAGCUUAAAUGCUCUUACUCCGGACGUGCAUGCUGAGAAACCUCUGAUAUCAACCCCCAGAAGAUUAGCCAUGUCGCAGAGCAGCUGUUACUCUCAGUUCAUGGAAGAUGACGUUGUGUGCGUCCCAAAAAAAGAGUACGACGAGAUCAAGACACGGUUGUCGGAAAUUGAAUCGCGAAUAAACACUGAGUUCAACAGCAUUGGUGUCCCCUUAAGCGAUAGUGACGGGAGUCAAGAAGACCUGAGGGCUCCGUCAGAAGUAGACAAAGUCCAGUCUCAGUACCAAAAAACGCUGCUUGAAGCGGGAAGACUCUCCGACUGCUCAACUGACACCAUCGCGCAACACCUGAGCCGAGAACUAAAAAUUCGUCACAGCAGUGGGAGCAGAGUCAUGCGGUCUCCGAGUCUGCGUAAAAUUGGAUCUAUUCGCCGUCGCUCCCAAGAGCGUGUUCCAAAAACACAAUUAUCUCGACAAGCAUCGUUAAAUCUGCAUAAAACGAAAACCGCACAGUUGUACAGGAGCCGCAGUCUCCAGAGAGGCAAGCCCAAUUCCGUAUCAUCAGGGCUGCAACAAAUCAGCGUCAACGGUAUGAAACUUGGUAGAUCGUUCUCGGAUAACAAUAGAAAGCGACCAACAAUCAAGAAAACACCUCAGCCAAUAAUGCUCAAAAACGCAUCCGUAGUUAAAUCUAAUCCCUCUAUUAAUACAAAGCCGAAUGAUGUAAAGGCAGGGCCUCGAGAAGAGUGGAAGAGUGCUGAAAGUUUUCUUGCAAACGAGGGAAUUGAAAAUAAGUCGCACUGGUUGCAUUCGGAUAAACGGGAGUCCAUCAAGCAAAUCCGGGCGAAAAACGCAGGGAUGGUGAUGGAAAAAGCAAAAAUGUUCAGCCAUAUAGCUGACCGCAUGGGUGCUCCACCUCGCAGAGCUCAGUCUUCCGGAAACUUUGUCACAUGCAUCAAAUUGAACACUGUUGAUAGCAACAUUCAAAAUCGUAAAGAACAUCUCCCCAAAAUAUUAGAGCCUCCUCGUAUUUCUGGGAAGGAAAAUCGUCGUAGUGGAGCGAAAGAAAGCGUGGUUUCUCCUAGUGUCUGCAAAACUCCUGUGUCUAGUUUUUUGCACCGAAAUCAGCAGCUGAUAGGCAGUCCAAGCUCUUCUGCAAAAAAACGGCGACAGGUCAUGCGCACUCAAAGUGAAAGAACCCCUCACAAAACAAUUAUAGCUAUUGGCACACCUCGUAGAUCUCCUCGUUUGAAUGACCUUAAGAAGCUAUAGUGCAAUCAAAUCUUACGCUUUACCUGAUCUGUACCUAAGUUUUGCAUUUCUUAGUUUAUGUACUUAAAUCGAGCAGUAUAUGAACCAUUGCUGAAGUAGAUAUUUUACCAAAAGACCCACAUAAGGAAUUUUUGCUUUAAUUUUAAUUCUGAGUUCUAGAAAAUUAGGUUUUACUCGUUCCUUAACAAAAGUGAAUGACUAUUUUAAUAUUUUUUUAUUGAUUUAGCUCUCUGACAUUUUUUAUAUGUUAAUGACCGUGUUACUUUUAGUCAUUAGGGUUAAAUUUAAUUAUAAUAUCGGCUGAGAAAUUAAAAAUCAUUUAAGUUUCCUCAGUCCGGAUCAACAAAAAAUGAGAUCAGAUUUAUAUUUUAUACACCCAUCCUCUAAUUGGAGCAAAAUACAAAACCAUCAACUGUAGAAACUUAUCUCAGGUGUCUUUCUUCGACAAAUCUAUAACUGAAAAAAAAUCCUAAAGUGAAAAUUCACCUUUCGAUUUGACUUAUCAAAUAUAUUUUUUUUUUGUUUGGACAUUAUGAUUUCUAAGGCAGGGUUCUUAAAAAAAAAAAAGAUUCGGGAACAAUCAUAUAUGUGCUUUCAAUUAUAGUUGUUUUGAUUUUUGCUAAAAAUUUUAAGUACUAAUGUUUUAGCAUUUGUUUGAUUCUUAAUGCCCGUUUUCCAGUAGAAAUUUAUCCUAAGCGUCUUAUUCCAAAAAUAUCAAUGUUGUCACUUACCUUAAACUUGUUAAGCAGUACCCAUUAAUCGGUCAGCCACUAUUUUAGCUUUCUAAACAGAGUGUAAAAGUUAAGGCAAGUACUGAUUUCAUAUGUUGUUCAAUUUCCUUCUGAGAAUAGCCUGUCAAGGAAAGGCCUUUUUGUGCACCUUUUUGGGGGAAGUCAACGAUUUUGUUUCAAUGUGUCCUUAAUGAAACCUUAUGAUGGAACAAUCCUUCAGUGAAAGCUUUAACUUGAGUUCAAAGCUGGUCUUGGCUAUACAGCACUGCUAAGUUUUCAGUUUUUCCCGUUGAAAAAUGCUAAUACUUGGAAAUUUCUAUGUUGAAAAAUAGUGAAUUUUCUUCGGAAAAUACACUAAAAAAUUACUUAAGUUGGUCCUGUUUUAUUUCCUGAGGCACACUAAACCAACUGUUGAUACCAUGUCUCAGAAAAUAAAGCGGAAUCAACUUAACCAAAGAACCAAAGCUGCUUUCGACCAAAGAACUUCAAAAUUUCAGCAUUUUCAAUGGUAAGAAAUGUAAACUUUUGAAACUUUGCAAUGUUGUAUUGCUAAAAGGAGCUUUGAAUUCAAGUUAAAUUUUGCACUGCAGGAUUAGCUCAUCAUGAGGAUUCGUUUAGGGCACGUUUAAAUAGAAUCCCUGAGUUUCCCCAAAAGGGGCACUUUUUUGGUAGUUUAAAAUUUUGAAGAAGAGAUCAGAACACUGUUUCAAUUUCUCCUUUAAAAAUUUAAGUCUUCGCUGUGCCUUAAUUUUGGAAUGAUGCGUUAUUACUUUCUAGAAGUUGUUCGUAAAAAAGAAACUUAGGAACACUGCAGAUCUGCAAAAAUGUUAUGCAAGUUCUAAAAUGUCUUAUUUCUUUGUUGCCAUUAAUAUUGUUUUAUUUUAUUAUUUGUCAUAUUGUAUACUAUUUAUCGUUUCUCCUGAAAAUGAUUUCUCAACUUUAACAUUCACAGAUGAAAAAUCGAUUUUUGUGCUAAAAUUACAUUUCUCUUUGAUGAGCAUCAAUCUGGAAAGUAAACCUUCUUUGAGCUACACAAAUGCAAGCUUUUUUUUAAAAAAAAAAAAGAAAAAAAAGGUGGAUCUGGCACAUUGACAACAAUGGAAUUCCUCCAUUUAAACAUAUGCAGAAUAAUCUAUUCUUGUUGGAGCACCUGCCCCUCCGAGAAUGAUUCAUUUCCAUUGGUUUAAAUGGAGAGGAAGCAGUGUUGCCAACUUGCUGGAUCGGCCAAUGAUAACACUUUUCACAUCGCUGACCUCUCUUUCCGCAAACCUUGUGAAAGCUCAUCCCAAUGUUACAUGUCACUACAUAAAACCAAAAAUUCCUUUUGUUUUAAACCCUUUAAAAAUGCAACUGAUUUUAAUCGCUAGUACAGAGCCACUAAACUGGAAAAAUCUAUUUAAAAAUUAGUUACAGUUUCCAAAAUCUACAUUAUUUUUAUUCUCAUGUAUUUUUUCACAUUUUAACUCAGGAAGAUUCGAUCUUUAGACUCAUGUUCAUCAACGAUUUGGUUUUAUUAUAGACGCAAAAACUGAUCACAGAACUUUUUCGCCCUGAAAAAGGGUGUAUUUAUCAUUUUUCAAAGGAAGCAGGAAGCUGAAGAAAAAGAAGUAUACUUUUUUUAUCAACCAUGCAAAGUAGGGGUGAAAAUCUAAAUUCGGUGUCACUAAGAGUAUUUAACUUUUUACAAAUGGGAAAUGGGUCACGAAUUAGAGGAGUCAAAGAAUCUUAAAAUUUAAGACUUCAAAAAUAAAUGUUAAAACUCUCUAAAAUUCUAAGGUUCUUUACUCCUCAAAUAAAAGACUAAUAUUUUAUUUGUAGAAAGUUCAGUGCUUUUCAUAAAAUCUCCAAGGAGAAAACAGCAUCCAAAUCUGGAUUUUGAUCUAUAAUUUUGAACGACAGACCGAGAAGGCAUGCUUUUUUUCUUGAUUUUUUUUAACUUAACUUUUCUGUGCAGAGAGAUAUACAUACUUUAGCCUCUAACUUUGGACCUCCUGUGAAUAUUUUGUGUGUAAAUUUUUUUAAAUGAUGUCUACUUCUUGAAAUGAAGAUAAUUUUUUGUAUUAUCAAUCCCCAAUGAUUUUGUAUCCUACCGAUUCUAACCCCAAUUCAUGCUUGCCAAAUGCAGUCACAUAAAAAUUUAUCAAAGACAUACAAAGAUUCUGUGAAUUGCUUGCUCACUUUUUGAAAUUUUAUUAUUUAUGGCCUUGAGUACUUUGCACUCUAAUUGUGAUUUAACUUUCACUCUGUAUUGUGAUUCAAAUGACCUUGUAGAUAUGUAUUUUUUAUUGAUAUUUUUUAUUGUCUUUUACUUGCCUAACUCUUGAUGAAAAUAUUGUAAAUGUGAUUCUUGUAUCAGGUUCUUACUUUUUAUGAUUCUCUUGUAUCUUUCAUUAAAUGCCUGACCACCAGAAAA